Messenger RNA from Chara braunii, 687 nucleotides. NCBI's taxonomy places the organism in Eukaryota, Viridiplantae, Streptophyta, Charophyceae, Charales, Characeae. The record is from the annotation of a GenBank genome assembly.
CUCGGACUUGAUAGCUGGGAAAGGUAAUGGUGGUUUUAAGUAGAACUUUGAGGCAACUAACCUGCCUCAGGCCGCAAUCUACGCAACCAGCUAGAGGCUCUGUAGGGAACGCUAGAGAUGGGCGAUAAGAGCGACAUGGAUGACUGGGAGGAGGGAGGAUUGGAUGACGACGAAGACAAUUGCGGUGACAACACGAACAAUACUAAGGACAACAACAACAAUAACAACAACAUCAAUAACAUCGGCGUCAACGACACCAACAACAACAAUAACGAUAACAACAACAACAACGGCGACGGCGACAACAACAAUGACGAUGGCGGCAGUGAAGAUGAUGGCGGUAGAGACGACCAUGGCAACAGUAACAACAACAUUAAUAAUAGCAACGACGACAAUACCAAGGACAACAACAACAACAACAACAUCAAUAACAUCAAUAACAUCGGCGUCAACGAUACCAACAACAAUAAGGGCGACGACAACAACAACAAUGACGAUGGCGGCAGUGAAGAUGAUAGCGGUAGUGACAACCAUGGCAACAACAAUAACAACAAUAACAACAAUAACAACGACGACAGCAGCAGCGAAGUCCACGGUGGCAGCAUGGUGGCAGCAGGGUUGAGAGCGGUGUCCGGGCAUCUCAAGUCAUCAUAGCCACGAUGGGAGUGAUGCCGCAAGCGGAUGUGG